GAUUAAAGCAUCAGGCAUCAGUAAAGCACAAUCACUCAACCAACCAAGUAAUAAACCAAAUCCAUUUAAGGAAUUCUCCAAUCAGGAUGCGCUUCACACUUUUGGCACUCAUCGGCGUGGUAUGCCUCGCCUACACCUAUGCCCUGGCCGACAUCGAGGCUGAGGAGCAGUACCCUGACGCACAGCUGAAUCUGCUCAGCCUUGAGAUGGAUGGAAAUGCACAUGAGAACGAGGGUCUCCGUCAAGCCCGCCAAAUCUGGCGUGGAGGCUAUGGACGGGGCCUUGGCUGGGCCGGCGGACGUGGAGGAUGGGCUGGUGGACGUGGUGGAUUGUCUAGCUGGGGCGGACGUGGAGGAUUGUCUAGCUGGGGUGGUCGUGGCGGUAGAUGGGGCGGUCGCCGUUGGGGCGGCGGUUGGUAAACUGUC
Molecule: messenger RNA, 425 nt
Organism: Drosophila mojavensis
Lineage: Eukaryota; Metazoa; Arthropoda; Insecta; Diptera; Drosophilidae
Product: neuropeptide-like protein 32
Exons: 1
Coding region: 87-419 (110 amino acids)
Source: RefSeq, a predicted model, not a curated record